UUUGUACCAGUUCUUUCAAGAUGCACCUCCUGGUGUAUCUUGGAUUAGUCCUUGUCCUUUGUGGCAUUUCCUCUGCUGCUCCAGCUGCCGCAGCUGCCCUAUUUCAAGAUGGGAACCCUGGCAAGCUUUGCAGCAUCAUCACAGUCUACGUGACAGUUACCGAGGACCCUUCACUCCCUGAUGUUAAAACCUUUGGCAUUGCCCAUCACUUGGCCGAGACUCAGCAUCUUGAAGCCGCUUCUGAUGGACUGGCUAUCACAGUCACAAGAACUCAUACUGGAUUCAAAACUGUCACCGUUACCAUAAACAUUUCCGGGGUUCCAAGCUCUGAUAUUAAUAUCUGGGAGUCUACAUCUGUCCGUUUCCUCCACGAUGGUCCUUCUCCAACUGAGAAGCAAGAGCAGAAUCUCACAGCGACGCUGACUACUACAUUCCAACCUCUCAAUGGAACUGAAGGCCCUAAGGUCCCCGAGACUGUCAACACCACGUCCCAAAGCCUCGCGGUCCCUACUGAAUCGGAUGGGUCGAAGGCUCCAUUGAUGGUCAAUACUGCGUCCCAAUAUCUCACAGCACCUACUGGAACGGCAGCGACAAAGGACCCAGUGACGGUUAAUACCACCUCUCAAUAUCUCACGGCCCCCACUGGAACGGGAGUACCCACGGCCGAGCUGACGGUUAAUUCGACAUCCCCUACCGAAGCACAAUCUGGUUCUGGCGGCGAUGAUGUCGCAGUCGAAACUGUUACAGUAUACCCUGUGAAGUCUAUCGCGCCAGAAACGAAUUCAAACGAUUCCAUUUACCAAACUGUUGCAGCAGGUCCAACCCCUCACGAUCCAGUGUCAGCGAGUCUGUUCUCAGGCGGCACCGAAACAACCCCCACUCAUACAGUUGGUAUUCUAACUAAUGUUACGAUUCGUGCACAAUCUCCGUCACAACGCACCACACUAGCAGCUAUGAAAGGAUUUGCCAAUGACGAGAGUAAACCGCUCGAACGUAAGGACGCACUUGGUGCAAUUCCUUUCGUACCUCUCAUUGAAGACGUUACAAAAAUCACCCUAGGGCUUCCAUUUAUCACCACAGUCACUGUUCCUGUAGAUUUUUCAAAAGCCACCGUAUACACUUCCGGACGAUCUUUCUCAACUUACAUUCCUGGACUAGGAGAAGUUCGGUUCAAGAAACCUACAACUACCCCGGCUGACUCUACCACGUAUAUGGCCCGACCUCCUGGUACUCAUGCACCUCUGGUGCCUCUUGACGAAGCUGCAACAGUCACCUUAAAGAUUCCAUUUAUCGCCACAGUCACUUUUCCCGCGGAUCUUUCAAAGGCCACCACGUACACAUCUGGACAUUUUUUCUCAACUUACAUUCCUGGAGCGAGAGAAGCUCGGAUGAGAAAACCUACACCUGACCUGGCUGACUCUACCACUGCCACAUCCACUCGGCCUCUUGUUACCGUUGUUACAUCAUGCGGCGAGCAAGGUAUCUUCAGGCUUACUUUUGAUGACAUCCCUCGUCUCGCCGGUCCAGCAAACUCCAACGACGUCCAACCCCAACCCAUUUCCAACCCCUACCACCACUUCUACUUCUCUCAAGGCUUCGUCGUCGCCCCUCCCCCCAAAGACCCCUACACCCCCAAAUCCGCGCCGCUCCUCCUCGAUUUCGUCACCCAGAGCACUGCCGACGUCACACGCACCCACAACUCCCCCCCGAUCGACGAGUACGGCGCCACCGGUGAAAUCGGUAUCGGUCAAAACCUACAGUGGGGGUGCUACACCUUCCAUGCCCUCGCGGCGUCAGUGGGCUGCGAUUCCUUGGGGCCACAAUGCGAUUGGCAGUUCACGGGCGUGCAGUUCAAUCCCAGGAAGCAGGAGUAUGAGGAAGUGGUCACUUAGCUCGUGUCGACGGCUAGCUGCCCGGGGCUGCAGGAUUGCAAGCUCACGGAUAUAGUGCUGCUAGAUGAUUUCACGCAUUUGCAGGCGCUGAAGGUUAAUGUCACGGUUGCCGGGGAGCCGAAGAAUUGGUGGAUGGAUGAUUUGAAAAUGGAGUGGGCGGAUGGAAGCUGUGAUGCUGGAUUGUGUCGCUCUAUGCAUCGUUGAGAAAUCAUGAUGCUGCGACGUAUGUCGGAUGUUGAGAUGCCUGUGGGUGGCCAUGAGCGACUUGUAUGAUUACGAAUUUGCGGCUUGUAUGUUAUAAAAUGGCCCAGUAUAUGGGCGGGAGGUGGAUUUGCUUCGAUUGCUUUACUAUUUGUACGCCAUGGAUUAUCCCAGGCUGUCUAUAUUAUCAAGGUGGAAGGUUGAGUUAUGGGGUUACAGUUCUUAUAGCUGAGGCUAUGAUUUGAAAGAGACGGCUCUAUGUCGUAUAAUCAAUCAGACCAAGUUCUACGCAAUAAAAAAAUGCUUCGCAUUAUCCAGCCUACCUUACAAAUGGCCAUUUUCUUCAGGGGUCAUCAGCUUUCGCGUACUAUGGGGAGGUUACAAUACGACGAAGUGUCCUAGGGAUACGAGUAAUUUUUCC
Molecule: messenger RNA, 2514 nt
Organism: Pseudogymnoascus verrucosus
Lineage: Eukaryota; Fungi; Ascomycota; Leotiomycetes; Thelebolales; Thelebolaceae
Exons: 5
Coding region: 21-1892 (623 amino acids)
Source: RefSeq, a predicted model, not a curated record